AUGCAGUGCAAGUGGAUAGUGACCGGGUGUCUAACCCUUUUAUUUAAUUGGACCUCAUGUCAAGAGAUUAGCAAUUUAACAUUUCCAGAUUCAUUCUUGUUUGGAGCGGCCUCAUCGGCAUACCAGAUCGAGGGAGCCUGGAAUGAAUCCGGCAAAGGUCCAAGCAAAUGGGACUUUAUAAUACAUGCUGUACCGAUAGUCGUUGACGGAAGCAACGCUGAGGUAGCAUGCGACUCCUACCAUAGAUACAAUGAGGACAUUGCUGCUCUAAAAGAACUAGGUGUAAACUACUACAGAUUUUCUAUAGCGUGGCCUAGACUUUUACCACGCGGAUUUUUAAACGAAAUUAAUCCAGAUGGAGUGCAAUAUUACAACAAUCUUAUAGAUGGAUUACUGGCAGAGGGAAUAGAACCAUGGGUUACAAUAUUCCAUGCCGAUACACCAUUUCCAAUAUACUAUUUAGGAGACUGGAACAACGCUAACAUUGUGGAGUACUUCACGGACUACGCCGACUUGUUAUUUCAACUGUUUGGAGAUAGAAUUAAAACAUGGCUCACUAUCAAUGAGCCUCUUAUGUAUUGCGCCACUUUUAUCAAGAAUGCAGUACGUUUUUUGGGACAAGUGAGCGUACCAACUGGUGUAACGGAAUACUUAUGUGGCCAUAACGUUUUAAGGGCACAUGCGAAAACGUACCGACUGUACGAGGAAAAGUAUAAAUCAUCUCAAAAAGGUAGAAUUAGUAUUGUCCUAAAUACCGACUUUUCAAUGCCAGCAAGUGAUUCCGAAGCAGAUGUAAAUGCAGCUCAAACGAAAAGAGACUUCGAUUUAGGAUGGUUUCUUCACCCUCUAGUGUACGGCGACUAUCCUCAGAGGAUGAUUGAUAAUAUAGGAAACCACAGUUCCGCCCAAGGAUAUCCGUUUUCUCGUUUACCAUCGUUCACUGUUAAGGAAAAGAAAGACAUUAUAGGCGCUUACGAUUUUAUAGCGAUAAACCAUUACACCAGUGAACUUACCGUGCCCAAUAACAGCUCUGGGAUAACCGUAUCCAGUUACGACGAUGACCAUAACAUUGCUACAUUCAAGGACCCUUCUUGGGCGGGUUCGGCGGCAAGCUGGUUAAAGGUUUGUCCACAAGGAUUUCGAGAGAUGUUGGUAUAUUUAAAAAAUCAUUACAAAAAUCCCGAGAUUGUCAUCACCGAGCAAGGAUAUGCAGAUGAACCAAACACAUUGAACGAUAUGGAAAGAAUAAAUUAUUACCGGUUGUAUCUUAAUGAUGCCCUGAAGGCCAUUUACGAAGAUGGAGUGAAACUUACUGCAUACACGGCCUGGAGUUUACUAGAUAGCUUUGAAUGGGACAGUGGAUACUCGAUUAGAUUUGGACUCUACCAUGUAGAUUUCGAAGAUGGACGCAGAACAAGAACUCCCAAAGAAUCAGCAAGAUUUUAUAAAAACGUAAUAUCUACAAGAAAAUUGACUGACCUGUAAUUGAAAAUGAACCUUAAUGGUAAUUUGUAUCAACGUCAGAAGUGGAAUAAAAAUUAUUUGAAGCACUUUAUUUUUAUAUUAUUUUCGAGGCCAAAAAUUAUAAAUGCUACACAUAAAUGAAGUUUACGUAC
Anoplophora glabripennis (Asian longhorned beetle) is the source of this 1616-nucleotide messenger RNA. Its product is annotated as myrosinase 1-like. The record is from RefSeq and is a predicted model, not a curated record. Gene Ontology annotation, molecular function: beta-glucosidase activity. Bases 1 to 1485 code for a protein of 494 amino acids. Lineage: Eukaryota; Metazoa; Arthropoda; Insecta; Coleoptera; Cerambycidae. The transcript has 8 exons. Gene Ontology annotation, biological process: carbohydrate metabolic process.